AUGAGCCGGUUCCUUUUAAGCCAGGAGGCGCUUUUCAACUGCAUGGCUUCGGUGGUCAGCUGUGCGGUGCAAAGACCUUCGAGGCGCCUGGAGCCCAUCGAGCUGAUCGUGAAGUUCAAGAAGUGCGAGAAGCAGCAGUACAAGCUCUUGACCUGCAGCGUCAGCCGGUUCCUUUUAAGCCAGGAGGCGCUUUUCAACUGCAUGGCUUCGGUGGUCAGCUGUGCGGUGCAAAGACCUUCGAGGCGCCUGGAGCCCAUCGAGCUGAUCGUGAAGUUCAAGAAGUGCGAGAAGCAGCAGUACAAGCUCUUGACCGGCAGCGUCAGGCUCAACCACAGCCCGAAUCCGCGUUUUCGGGCCUGCGUCGUCGGUGACGAGCGACACAUCCAAGAAGCCUUGGCCAACCACUUGGACUUCUUGGACUUGCCGGCAAUAAAGGAAAUCAGCAAGAUCCCCGCAGUGGCCAGAGUUAUCGCUCAGAAGUACGACGCGUUCUUGGUGUCAAAGCCUCUCCUCAGCAAGUUCAACGCCUACUUCGGCUACGCCUUGGCGGGCGCGAACAAGGCUCCCCCCUACGGCCUCGCUGGCGAGCAACACGUGAUGACCAGGAUCGAGGAGGCCAAGAACACAGCCAGGAUUCGCAGGAAGCGCAACGAGCUCGUGGUCGCCGUCGGUCACGUGGCCAUGCUGCCCGAGCACCUGAUGCAGAACGUGAAUAGAGUCGUGACGCACCUGACACGCUCGCUGAAACAAAACCCCGACGUUGUCAUCUACUCGCUGUGCAUCAAGAGCCGAUCUGGGCCCAAAGUGAAACUCUGCUGA
Rhipicephalus sanguineus (brown dog tick) is the source of this 819-nucleotide messenger RNA. Its product is annotated as 60S ribosomal protein L10a-2-like. Lineage: Eukaryota; Metazoa; Arthropoda; Arachnida; Ixodida; Ixodidae. The record is from RefSeq and is a predicted model, not a curated record. The transcript is spliced from 6 exons. The coding region runs from base 1 to 819 and encodes 272 amino acids.